Cololabis saira (Pacific saury) is the source of this 2075-nucleotide messenger RNA. Its product is annotated as serine/threonine-protein phosphatase alpha-2 isoform-like. Lineage: Eukaryota; Metazoa; Chordata; Actinopteri; Beloniformes; Belonidae. The transcript has 7 exons. Gene Ontology annotation, molecular function: protein serine/threonine phosphatase activity. Gene Ontology annotation, cellular component: nucleus; cytoplasm. The record is from RefSeq and is a predicted model, not a curated record. Bases 339 to 1316 code for a protein of 325 amino acids.
UCGCUUUGAGCCGAAGCCUUUUUCUCUCGAUGGCAUGGUGCUAACAGCUACACGGGAGCAGCGGGGACGAGCAAACUACGUUACUCACGACUGACUUCCAGUUUGUAAUGUAACGCUGAUCGCUCAUUUGAGUUUCUGUAGCACACGUAAGCCAUCGCAACUUUAACAAUUCAACUCCCGGCCUCAGAUUUUGAGGUUGUCCAAUUAUCCCCCCCCAAGGUUAGCCAGCUAGCCGAUUAGCGCUAAGCUAAGCUAAGCUACACAGCAAACUCGGCCGCUUCGUCCUGAAUUCGUGGGAGCGAUUUACAAAAAAACCUGCACGGAAAUAGGGCUAUAGCAUGGCAGAAGCCGACAAGUUGAACAUCGACUCCAUUAUACAGCGUUUGUUGGAAGUGAAAGGCUCCAGACCUGGCAAAAAUGUUCAGCUGACAGAGAAUGAAAUCCGUGGCCUCUGCCUCAAAUCCCGGGAGAUCUUUCUCAGCCAGCCGAUCCUGCUUGAACUUGAGGCGCCCCUCAAGAUUUGUGGUGAUGUUCAUGGGCAGUACUAUGAUCUUCUGAGGUUGUUUGAAUAUGGAGGCUUUCCACCAGAGAGCAACUACUUGUUCCUGGGUGACUAUGUAGACAGGGGCAAGCAGUCCCUGGAAACCAUCUGCCUCUUGCUGGCUUACAAGAUAAAAUACCCUGAAAAUUUUUUUCUGCUGAGAGGAAACCAUGAGUGUGCAUCUAUUAACAGAAUAUACGGCUUCUACGACGAGUGUAAGAGGCGAUACAACAUCAAGCUAUGGAAGACUUUCACUGACUGCUUCAACUGUUUGCCUGUUGCAGCUAUUGUCGAUGAAAAGAUCUUCUGUUGCCAUGGAGGCUUAUCCCCAGACCUCCAGUCUAUGGAGCAGGUGCGGAGGGUCAUGCGCCCCACUGAUGUGCCUGACCAGGGCCUGCUGUGUGACUUGCUGUGGGCAGACCCAGAUAAGGACGUGCUUGGCUGGGGUGAGAACGACCGUGGCGUCUCCUUCACUUUCGGUGCGGACGUCGUCACCAAAUUCCUCCACAAACAUGACAUGGACCUCAUUUGUCGAGCUCAUCAGGUGGUUGAGGAUGGCUAUGAGUUCUUUGCAAAGAGGCAGCUGGUGACGCUGUUUUCAGCUCCAAACUACUGUGGAGAGUUUGACAACGCCGGUGCAAUGAUGAGUGUAGAUGAGACACUCAUGUGUUCAUUCCAGAUUCUGAAACCUGCAGACAAGAAGCUGUUCUACGGCGGUGGAGGGGGCAUGGGCUCUAGUCGUCCAGUCACUCCUCCCAGGAAAGCUAAGAAAUGACACCAGUAGUUUGCCCUUAACCUCCAACCCAUCCCUCCUGCCCUCUCUACCUCUUUUAUCCUUUCUUUCACCAAACAGCCAGAAAUCAAACCUAUACCCAGGGCUUUUUUUCCUUUUUUAUCUGUACUUCUUAAAACGUUUAAUGUUAUGAAUUGUGCAGAUGAGUGCGUGCGUUUGCAGACUACAAACUUGUCUUGUCUGCAAGUGAGCAUUAAAAUCAUAUGUGCACUUGUACAUUUUGUGUGAGAGUAUUAGAAAUUUAUACUUUCCCCUGCUCUGACCACUUUUCCCUUGGACAGGUUGAAACCACAGUGUCCCUACAGUAACUUGACUGAAACAACGGGGUUUGGGAGAAAGUGGGAGAUUGCUGACAUGUCUGAUUUAGCAGCGGACCCCCUGCCCGCAGGUGGUGUGUGUAGUUGUGGGAGGGAGGGAGGUAUUUUCUGUACUCUGUAUUGUAAAAUUUCAAACACGGGUGUGUCUGUGUGAUUGUAUGUGUGUGUGUUGUUUGAGUGUAACCUCUCAGUAUCCUUGAACAGGGAGGACUUGAACAUUUUCACAGUAAACACACGCUUACUCUCACACACAAACACACACACAAAAAAAACCCUCUUCAGAUUCAUAUGAGCCAGAGCUGUAAAAACCCCGUACAGUUUAGGUUUGUACAGAUUUGAUUACUUGAAAGAGAUUUUUUUGUGAAUUCGUUUUGUAGUCUUUCAUCAAGUUGACCAAUAAAGCUAGAAUCUGAGCUGCACUGUC